Chara braunii is the source of this 2475-nucleotide messenger RNA. The record is from the annotation of a GenBank genome assembly. NCBI's taxonomy places the organism in Eukaryota, Viridiplantae, Streptophyta, Charophyceae, Charales, Characeae.
GCGGGCGUUACUUACCAUGGCAGCGGCAUGGCCGACCGAGGCCGAGGAUGGCAAGUUGGAGGACAGCGCCAACAAGAUAGCGCUCCUCCUCUCGCAUCUCACGGAUCCCCUGGCCACCUGCAUUACACAGUAGGCGGAGAUCCUUGGCCUCGACACCUCGCUAGCUCAUCUCCAAGACCGCCUUCAGCGGUUGGAGCAGCGACCAGUCGCCGCCGCAGACGCAGACUCUUCCAACACUACCGACCGCCUCAAUGCAUUGGAGAUGGACGUCGGCGCACUCAAGGAUGGCGUACAAUCACAGCAGACCGCGACACAGCAAUUGCAACGGCGGAUCUGCACUACCGCCACCACUUCGAGUACAGAACCGCGCGAGACCACUCCAAAGUUCGACGGGCAGGAAAUCUUCUGCGACUCAACGAAGACAGAUCCUAUUCCAUGGUUUCGCAAGUUCGAGCUCACGCUGCAGUUGUCCAACGUCAAGGAACACAAGCACCACGCCUACUUGUACUCUCGCUCAGGGGGCGCGUGCCAGGCCUGGUUGGACAACCUCCGGCGACUUGUGCCUACGAGCAGCCCGAUGAGAUCGGCCUAUGUUUCCUACAGACCGUCGCGGUAGCCGACUCUUCCCCCACGGACUUGUCUUCGGACCCCCGUGUGGUGCGCUUGCUGGACGAGUUCGCCGAUAUCUUCGAGUCACUUACCGGUGUGGUGCCGGAUCGGCCGAUCUCUCACGAGAUCAUUCUUGAGGCCGGUGCUGUGCCGCCGAAAGGUUGCAUCUAUCGAAUGAGCGAGGAGGAGCUUGAGGUACUCCGCGCACAACUCGAUGAUUUGUUGGCCAAAGGCUGGAUCCGCCCGAGCAGCUCCCCAUAUGGAGCACCUGUUCUCUUCGUCAGGAAGAAGAACAAGGAUCUACGAUUGUGUAUCGACUACCGCAAGCUCAACGCGCAAACCAUCAAGAAUGCGGGGCCUCUGCCUCGCAUCGACGAUCUUCUCGAGCGACUGGGCGGCGCGAAGUAUUUUUCCAAGUUGGAUUUGAAAUCGGGAUAUCAUCAAAUCUCGAUCCAGCCGCACGAUCGCUACAAGACSGYGUUCAAGACACGRUACGGGCAUUUUGAGUGGGUGGUCAUGCCUUUUGGCCUCACCAACGCCCCGRCGACGUUCCAGGCGGCGAUGACCAACGAGUUCCGUGCAAUGUUGGACCGGUUCGUGCUGGUCUACUUAGACGAUAUUCUCGUCUACAGCCGGUCAUUGGAGGAUCAGCUGGGGCACCUUCGACGAGUGUUGGAGACGCUCUGCCGCGCCAAGUACAAGGCCAACCGCGACAAGUGUGAAUUUGCCCGGCAGGAGCUGGAAUACUUGGGCCAUUUUGUCAAAGUGGAGGGCAUCAGUCCGCUAUCGGACAAGAUUCAAACCGUCCAGGAGUGGACGGAGCCUCGGAACGUCACGGAAGUUCGCUCGUUCCUUGGUCUUACUGGCUACUAUCAGCGCUUCAUCAAAGGUUACUCCAAGAUCGCGGCCCACUUGAACAAGCUUCAGUGCGAGGAUCGUCCGUUUGACUUUGGAGAGGAGGUGCGGGGAUCAUUCCUCGCUCUCAAAGCCGCGCUAUUGUCUGCGGAGGUCUUGCGAAUCUACGACCCGCUCGCACCUACGCGUGUCACUACGGAUGCGUCAGRAUAUGGCAUUGGUGCAGUCCUCGAGCAACAUGAUGGUGUGGACUUGCACCCGGUCGAGUACUUCAGCAAGAAAGUGCCCCUCGUGCAUUCCAUCGACGAUGCACGCAAGAAGGAGCUYCUCGCCUUCGUCCACGYGCUCAASCGGUGGCRRCACUUCCUCCUUGGUCGAAGCCAAUUUCGCURGGUAACGGACAACAAUCCGUUGGUCUUCUACAAGACCCAGGWCACCGUCAACAGCACCAUCGCUCGAUGGAUGGCUUUCAUCGACCAGUUCGACUUCUUUCCCGAUCACAUUCCUGGGAAGUCGAACCGUUUUGCGGAUGCUCUUUCACGGCUCCGGAUCAUUGUACCGCGGUCUACUCAACUUUCGAGAUUGACGAGGACCUGCGGAACAGCUUCAUCCGCGGCUACCAAGCCGACCCCGAGUUUCGCGACAAGUACGCGAAUUGCUCCUCGCCUAAUCCGUCUCCUUCUCACUACCGGAUCCAGGAGGGGUACUUGCUUGUCCACACGCGGGGGAAGGACCUUCUUUGCGUACCAAGUGAUCCUCACUUGCGUACAUGGCUUCUUGGCGAGUUCCACGAUGCUCCCGCCACUGGACACUUCGGGGUCAAUCGCACGAUUGGCCGACUUCGCCAGCGAUUUUGGUGGCUUGGCCUUCUCAGCGACGUCACGCGCUAUUGCGAGUCUUGCGAGGUUUGCCGACGCUGCAAAUCCCGCAACCAUCGCCCGUACGGCGAGCUACGACCAUUGCCGGUCCCGUUGAGGCGAAGGGAAGCGAUUGCCAUGGACAUUACCGRCC